Helianthus annuus (common sunflower) is the source of this 1551-nucleotide messenger RNA. RefSeq names its product 3-oxoacyl-[acyl-carrier-protein] synthase 3 B, chloroplastic. The record is from RefSeq and is a predicted model, not a curated record. Gene Ontology annotation, biological process: fatty acid biosynthetic process. Gene Ontology annotation, molecular function: 3-oxoacyl-[acyl-carrier-protein] synthase activity. Gene Ontology annotation, cellular component: chloroplast. The transcript has 8 exons. NCBI's taxonomy places the organism in Eukaryota, Viridiplantae, Streptophyta, Magnoliopsida, Asterales, Asteraceae. The coding region runs from base 180 to 1355 and encodes 391 amino acids.
CUUUCAUAUAUUUGUUUAUUAUUCGCCUCGGAGUUUCCUCUCAGAUUGCAGUUUGCGCCCACUUUUGCUUCGACUACUCCGAAGAUUAUAACUUAUACAAUCAUUCAUCGUUCUUCUCAAUGAUAUAACAACCAAUUUAUAGAUUGCAGCUUCAAAUUGGAUCUCAAUUGCUAUUUCAAAUGGCGAAUGCAUCUGGGUUUCUCACUCAAAGCAUGAGGAUUUCUUCUUCUUUUGGCUUAAAUCCUUCUGGGUUUUGUUACCCUGAGGUUAUCCCCAAAAGGGUUCGCUGCUCCAGCACCUCUCAAGCUAUUGAGACUGAAUCUCGGCUCCCCAGGCUUGUAAGCAAGGGAUGCAAACUAGUUGGGUGUGGGUCAGCCGUACCUCAACUCCAGAUUUCUAAUGAUGAUCUUGCUAAAAUCGUUGAUACCAAUGAUGAAUGGAUAUCUGCGCGAACUGGAAUUCGCAAUCGACGGAUUCUUACAGGAAACGAAAGUUUGACCGGUCUGGCUGCAGAGGCAUCUCUAAAAGCACUUGAAAUGGCACAAGUAGAACCGGAUGACGUGGAUCUUAUCUUGUUGUGCACAUCGACUCCAGAAGAUCUAUUUGGUGGUGCUCCCCAGAUUCAAAAAGCACUUGGAUGUAAAGGAAAUCCACUCGCUUUUGACAUUACGGCUGCUUGUAGCGGGUUUGUAUUGGGCCUUGUAUCUGCUUCAUGUUAUAUUCGAGGGGGUGGUUUCAAGAAUGUACUUGUGAUUGGAGCCGAUUCACUCUCUCGUUAUGUUGACUGGACUGAUAGAGGGACGUGCAUUCUCUUUGGAGAUGCUGCUGGUGCUGUUCUGGUCCAGGCGUGUGACAGCGAAGAGGACGGUUUAUUUGGUUUUGACUUGCACAGUGAUGGUGACGGCAACAGGCACCUAAAUGCUGGAAUCAAAGAAAACGAAAGUAAUCAUGAAUUGGGUACAAAUGGUUCGGCCCUAGGGUUCCCCCCAAACAGCUCGUCUUUUUCAUGUAUAAAAAUGAAUGGAACAGAAGUCUUUCGGUUUGCUGUUAGCGUUGUGCCACAGACCAUUGAGGCAUCGCUAGCAAAGGCUGGUCUUGACCGUUCAGAUAUCGACUGGCUACUGCUCCAUCAGGCGAACAAGAGGAUCAUCGAUGGAGUAGCAACAAGACUAGAAGUUCCAAAGGAUAGGGUAAUAUCAAAUCUGGCCAACUAUGGCAACACGAGUGCAGCUUCUAUACCGUUGGCGUUAGAUGAAGCGGUUAGAAGCGGGAAAGUGAAACAAGGUGAAACCAUAGCAACUGCGGGGUUUGGUGCGGGUCUUACAUGGGGUUCUGCUAUCCUGAGAUGGGGUUAGAUUUGUGUUUUUAAACAUUGUUUUGUACACUGCAAGUUAUUUGGUGAGUGUGGGCAGGAAAGAAAGAUGAUGUACAUUGUUUCCAAAAUCUAAAAUCUCAUCAAUUUUGUUUUGUUUUGUUUUGAUUCCUGUUUCAUCUUCUUCUUAGUUAUGAACUACCAAAAACAUUAAUAAGAUUUCAUUCAUUAUGCAUCAA